Molecule: messenger RNA, 8520 nt
Organism: Myxocyprinus asiaticus (Chinese sucker)
Lineage: Eukaryota; Metazoa; Chordata; Actinopteri; Cypriniformes; Catostomidae
Product: RNA-binding protein Nova-1-like
Exons: 4
Coding region: 1512-2996 (494 amino acids)
Biological process (GO): mRNA splicing, via spliceosome; regulation of alternative mRNA splicing, via spliceosome
Cellular component (GO): cytoplasm; nucleus
Molecular function (GO): mRNA binding
Source: RefSeq, a predicted model, not a curated record
AGUUUGCAAAGCGUUUGCUUGUCUGGAUUGGACAUAACUAUGUAAUGACAAACACGUUUUAAUUGUAUUUACUUUAUAUUUUACUUGGGAUAUGGCUGUGGUAUUGUUUACAUACAGUAUAACCUUCAUUGUAUUUUCUCUCUCAAGUGAAGCUUUGAUGUUAUAGGAGAUUAUAACAUUAUCCUGUGGAUAAUCUGCAUGAAAUGAAGAUUUAAUGAAUCAUGUAAUUAUCAUGUCAAAACUCUACAGCACUUUUAUUCUGGGUGUAGUUGCUUUUUGGUGCUGUUUUGCGAUUGAACAGUAAUUUAAAAAAGAAUUUGCUGUUAUUAUACAUGGCGGUAUAAAUCACAAGAGGUCAAACAAAUAACUUAAUUAGAAACUCUGAGAUAUGUCCUCUUUGAUUUUCAGUUAUGAAAUUGAUUUGACUGAAAUCCAGUUUUCUUCAUUUAAGUAGAAAGACUCCUGUUUAGUUUUUGUCACAUGUUGAGGAACAUCAGUUUAACUCCUUAUUUUGGUUGUUGGGGUACUGUUAUUAUUAUUUUUUAUUACCAGGACACUGUUAUGUUUUCAGUCAUUGAUUUUUCAGAUUUGUCACAAAAAAAAAAAAACUUUUUUUUUGUUUUUUUUUUUUUGUUUUUUUUUUUUUCAGUUUUGAUAUCACAGAAUUGUGCUAGCUAACAAAUGUGGUGGGUAAUUUUAAUUAGAAAGGUAAAAAGACUAUCAUUAAGUGACCCACUAUUCAUCCUUUUAUGUACACAUUUAGAAUUUGAUCGUUGUAUUUAAAAAUCUAGUUGUUACACACUAACGAGUCCCAAAGUUACUUCCCUUCUUCGUUGAAAAAACAAAAUAAAUAGUCUCUGGAAAAACUCUUUGAAGGAUGCGGCUCGUGACGUCAGGAGGGCUCUGGCGCUCUGGCUCACAAUUGGUCCAGGGAUGCUGCGCGAGAGCGCUGUCACCCGAACAGCAGACGCGCGCUGACCAAGACUCGCGUCUUUUAAACAAAAUCUCCUGUUUUACACUCCAAAACAAACGGAUUGACAGCGAUAACCGGUGCACACCCCGUCCAAAAACUUCCACCUGAGACUGGAACGAGGCAAGAGAAACAAUCACGUUUCAACUCUCUCUCUUGUUCUGCGUGUGAACCUCGGUUUGUUUAUGUUUUCGUAGUUGGCCAGCGCGAGGCAACGAUUUCGACAAUGUUUUUGGAGAGGGCGCUGCGCGUGAGUGUGUGAGCGAGAUGGUUCGCUGAAUACACAGAGAGACAUCUCAAGUGUCGAGUGCGCGCUAAUAAAUAGACUUGACUGAUCUGAAUGGAUUUUUAUAUUUAGAGCUUUAAUGCGCCGCUUCUCCAGUGGACGGCGAGGCAGAAACGGACACACGCAGCAUGGCAUUUUUAUGACAUUUAAAGCUCCAAGAAACAUACGGACGGCUCGAAGAGGAGACGCUGUCCGUUUGAAAGUGGUUUUCGGUGCGGUUUUGCGGUGUAAAUAACUCCAGCCGGUGACAAAAUUAUGGCUGGCGGUGUAGUUCAGCAGAACGGGAUCUUCUCCGCUCCUCAGCACCUCUCACAGUCACCUCACAUGGACUCGGACCCCGCCGAUUCCCGAAAGAGACCACUGGAAACACCGACCGAAGCGAGCAGCACCAAGCGCUCCUACACCGGAGAGGAGGGUGAAUAUUUCCUGAAGGUGUUGAUUCCCAGCUAUGCUGCUGGUUCGAUCAUCGGUAAAGGGGGACAGACCAUCGUUCAGCUUCAGAAAGAGACCGGAGCCACCAUCAAACUGUCCAAAUCUAAAGACUUCUACCCAGGUACGACAGAGCGUGUUUGUUUGAUUCAGGGUACAGUGGAAGCGCUAAAUGGAGUCCAUAACUUCAUCGCUGAAAAAGUUCGUGAGAUGCCUCAGAGCAGUCAAAAGACCGAGCCAGUCAGCAUUCUCCAACCACAGACUACUGUUAACCCAGACCGCAUUAAACAGGCCAAACUUAUCGUGCCCAACAGCACUGCAGGGCUCAUCAUCGGUAAAGGUGGGGCUACAGUUAAGGCUGUGAUGGAGCAAUCGGGAGCCUGGGUGCAGCUUUCUCAGAAGCCUGAGGGCAUCAAUCUGCAGGAGCGCGUUGUGACGGUGAGUGGGGAGCCAGAGCAGAACCGCAAGGCUGUGGAGAUCAUUGUUCAGAAGAUCCAAGAGGACCCACAGAGCAGCAGCUGUCUCAAUAUUAGUUACUCUAACAUCACUGGUCCUGUGGCCAACUCUAACCCCACCGGUUCCCCCUUCGCCAACUCUACAGAGGUCUUACCCAAUGCCGCAGCGGCAGCUACGGCCUCAACACUGCUUGGCCAGGCGGGCCUUGCAGGCAUGGGAGGGUUCCCUGCCACUAUGUCUAGUCUCUCCGGUAAUGAUCUGCUUGCCAUUACGUCUGCCUUGAACACUUUGGCCAGUUAUGGCUAUAACACCAAUAUGUUGGGGCUAGGCCUCAACCCGGCCGCUGCAUCUGGAGUUCUUGCUGCUGUUGCAGCUAGUGCCAAUCCUGCAGCUGCAGCUGCUGCCAACCUGCUUGCCACAUAUGCCAGUGAGGCCUCUGGAGGGGGCGGUCACCCUGCAGCACCUAGCUUAGGGGGAUUCUCACUGGGCUCUCUAGCAGCCGCCACAGGGGCAUCUAAUGGGUACCUGAACCCCUCAUCCCCACUGGUGGCAUCGUCUCUGCUUGGCACAGAGAAGCUGGCAGAAGGUGGAAAGGAGGUGGUUGAGAUCGCUGUACCGGAGAACUUGGUCGGUGCCAUAUUGGGAAAGGGUGGCAAGACUCUGGUGGAGUAUCAGGAGCUGACAGGGGCACGAAUUCAGAUCUCCAAGAAGGGAGAAUUCAUUCCAGGCACACGCAAUCGCAAAGUGACCAUCACGGGGUCACCUGCGGCAACACAGGCAGCCCAGUAUCUCAUCAGCCAGCGAAUCACAUAUGAGCAAGGGGUCCGUGCCACCAACCCUCAAAAGGUGGGCUAGAGAUGGACCGGAGCGGGGAGGGGAACAACAAAAAUGGGAAGCGAAGGAAAAGUGCGAAUGAAUAGAUGACUGGAUAAAUGAAAGAGAGGAAGAAUGGGAUGGGUUGGAGCAAAAAUCAUGUCCAAAUAUUUCAACACAAAAUAAGGACAACGGUGGGGGGGGGUCAGAAAGAACUGUGGAGAGAUAAUCUGUUUGGGGAGAAAUGUGAUAUUUUGUGACUGAAAUUCUGCUGUAUUUUUAAAAAAAUUUGUUUAGUUGUGUAGGUCUGAGUAUUGAGCCCUGGGGCACUCAGAGAAGUCUCCUCUCUCUUAGCCGGGGUUUUUUUUUUUUUUAUUCUGUUUUCAGCUGUUUGCUUCCAUUGCAGAUUCCUUACAGUUUAGUUAAUUACCUGAUCCACACCCAGAGCAAGGACAUUUUUUAUUGUUUUGAUAUUAGUGAAUUCAGUCUCCACAACUAUAGUGUAGGCCUGAAAUGAAACAGUUAUCUUGUUGGGUCAGAUACUGAGAAGAUACCUAUGAAGGAUUUUACUAACUCAUGAUUUGCCCCUUUUUGUUUUCAACUGAGACUUAAUCUGAAACACCUGCUGAAAGCUUUCGAUCUGCAUUACAUAACUGGAUCUCUGUGAUUAUUCUCCAUCAUGGUUGGUUCACACAUGGUCACACCAAGUUUCUUUUAGAUUUACUCAAACCUGUGAUUCCAGGUUGACCUGAAUGUAUAAAGACUUCCUGAUAUUGUUGGGGUUUUUUAUAUGUAAAUUGAGUAUCAAACUGAGAUACUGUUUAGAGUAGAUACCUAAACUUCAGCCACAGACAGAUAGAAUAUGUCAAAGGUCAGAUACUCAACAUUAGAGGACAGGAAUGUAAACCACACACAAACAUCACACAGACACACACCUAUACACAUCUAUAUAUCCAAAAAAACAAAACAAAAAAAACUUGCAAGUGCAGUUUCAUAACAAGAUCCCACUUUGGUGCUAUAAGAAAACACAUGCGAUCAAAUUUUGAAGAGAUUUUGUUGUCAUAUCUACUGAUUUUAGGAUUUAUUGAGUUUCUUGUAGCCCUCAUGAGGAAUUACAGGGCAUUUUGUGACUGACAAUGAGUGGAUAUUCAAAAGAUCACACCAGAAGAGAGACAAAACGUCUGUUUUGACUAACUAACUUUUAUCUACAGCUAACGUUUGGACACACUACCAAGGAAUUUAAGUCCUUAGAAUCCUGAACUUGAAAAUAAUUGGACCUGUUUAGACAGAUGUACCUCUUAACUCCUCCUCUUCCUCUGAUUGGAGGAGCCAGGCAAUGUCUGUGCCUGUUUCGUUCGAAAGGAGCUCAGGUUGUCAUACCUCAUGUUUGAGAAGGAGAACGAUUUACAGUUUGUAUGCAGUGCAGCAAAGUCUUGGGUGCAUUACAAAUGUCGCCUCAUUCACUUCGCGGUUUAUGCCUGUUUGCAUCAGGCUGGCAACAGAGGUGCAGUUAAGGUAGCGAAAGAGAUUCUAAAAUGCCGUACAGCUUUUGUGACCUGUUUGAACUAAAUCGAAGGCCAGAGGAUACCACUGUAAUGACUGUCAACCUUCAGCCUUCUUCUGUACAGCAGUGUUACUGCAAGGCAAACUCUUGCAGAUGAACUGAUCUCAUAUCUGCUUCGUAUGAGAAACCAAAUGUCUAACAACAUUGAGACUGCAGGCCAUUGUGUCAGACACACGGCUCCUAAAGUAUUGCUGGAGAGUUAUUUGCCCACCGCCUUUUCCACUGAUCAACAGGUUGUUUUUUGGUGCACCGAAAGGUGGUGAUAGUUAAUCAUUAGUUUAUUCCACAGUUGUACACUGCAUCAAAGUGUUACGCUGCUAAAAGCAUUUUCGGUCUUGCCAGCAAUUGGCUCUUGCAUGGAGAGUGAGCAGGAGCUCCUGUACAGAGCGAACGAUCGUCUCUGAACCACACUGUGAAUCCAGCGGCCUGACGCCAUCGCAACUAUGGAAUGUACUGUACAUAUUUCACACCAUCAAGGGUGCAUCUGUUAAGACACAGCAUGACGGAAUAAAGCAAUGAAACCGAGCGAGCACAAGAACACGGGCUACAAGGCCCCGCUGUAGGAACGACUACCUGUAGUUUACCUUGCUCUUUCGCCAAACUGGAGGUCACCAAGGGUCAGAUUCCCCCGCCGCGCCCAGUCCUGUCAUUAAUUAGCAGAUCACCGUUUGAACCCUGGACUUCUAUAUAUAACGACACUGCACAGCCCAAUCUACUGCUGACCUACAUACACACUCUAAAAGACAUUCAUCAUCUCCCUUCAACUACCAGCCCUCUAAUUUACUCUGUAUGGGGGGAAUGGAAAUGUAGAAAAAGGAGGGAAGAGACAGAGAGAGAUAUAGAGAGGGGGAGAGAGUGACCUAUUUAUAUCCAUUGCAUAAUUGCAUGGAGUAUUACCAUAAAGUGUUUCCCAUCUCUUGUGAUUGCUGUUUUUAAAUAAAGUUUGAAAUGCAGUGCCAUACCGUACAGUUCAUAUAUUCUCUAUAAUGAUUUACUUGUAUUUGAGUACCAGCCAAAAGACACCAAGUUCUCAGAGUAUUAGUUAUUCUGUUUGGAGAUCAAACUAUGUACCUGAUUUCAGAAGCACAAGCACUAGAGUUGGUGCAGCAAUAUGAGGGUAAUAUGAUUACUGGCAAGGGAGAUUCAUUUAUAUUCGGAGAAAUACAAUUAAUUUUGUUGAAUAUAAACUUGGUUUUUAGAGAUUUUGAUUAUACACUCAUGACAUUAGGAGUAAGUCCUUCUCACUCUCUCCUAGUCUCUUGUCCUCCCUCUGUCUUUGGACUACCUCUUUUUCUUCCAGUCCUCUAUCUUAGAGCCCCUUGGGUCUUGCUCUUUUACCAGUUCUGUUUUCUUUUUCUCUGCUCCUAUCCCCUCUCGCUUUCUUCCUCUCCAGGAUGCCGGUCGCCACGGAUGUGUUGUGUGUGUGUAUUGUGGAGGUUGUGUCUCUCUGCAGGGGUCGAAGGGUAUUCUGCCCUGUGUCGUGAACACCAUACCUCUGUAAAAAUACACCACAUAGUCCAACAUUAAUACUCAUGAUUAGAUUCUCGUGCUCUCAUUGAAGUUCUGCCUGAUAAUGAUUCAUUACUUUAGCUAGAACAGGGAAUCUGUACGCUGAGAGAACGUAUAGAGAUGUAUCAACCCAGAGGAAGGUUUUUUUAACUCUGGAAAAAAAAAAAAAAAAAACUAUAACGCAAAGGAGAUGGACGUGAUAGCCACCUCAAUCUAAAACGAUGACGCCACUAUUGUUUGAGCUCAGUGUUCUCUCUCCUCUCUCUGAGAGCUAUCUAUGAUCAUUACUGCAUUUUUCCUUCAUUUAAAAAAAAAAAAAUGAAACUGUGGAAUCCGUCGCGUCUCAUGUUCUUUGUGUACUUUGGUGUAGUUCCUCUAGUUUGUGGUCUAAAUGCAGUCUUGCGCUGUUGGUUUCAGUGUGUGAUUUAUUCGUUAUACUCAUGUGGAUGAUGAAAGUGCCAAUCAAGCCUGGUUAAGAUUAGCUUUGCGAUUUGUUUGUGCAUUAGAGUUGCUCUUUUUGGAGUGCUGGUGUCCAUAUCUAUGUCACUGAUAAUUUUAGAUCGACUUAAAAUGUAAAGAACUAUUGGAAGCAAUAUUGUAGCAUGUUGUCAAGUUUUGUGUUUUGUUAUGUCUGUUGUAUGAGCCUUUGGAUUUACUACAAAUUUUGAAUGAAUAGGUUUACAUGUACUUUUUGUAAUACUGUAAGUUGAAAAAAAAAUUAAAAAAUGCUGCUAUUUGAUAAGUGAAAUAUAAAGAAAUAUUUUAGUUGGAAAAAAAAAAUGUCUGGUCUGUUGAUUAGGAUUGUGCUUGUUUUUGACCAGGGGUAUAAACGAGGUGUAUCAAUAUUAAUUACAUAGACGCAGUAAUAAUAGUCAACCUGUGCCAAAUUAGACCUUCACAGCUUCUCAACAUGUAGGUGUGUGAUGAAACAUUAGAUAUCGAUUACUUAUUUAGAAGCAUUGAACAAGUGCCAAUCAAUCAAUAUCUUUUAGUUCAAAUGAAAAGAUAAUCAAUGAAGGAAAAAAAAAAGACGACAGCGCAAUGUUAGUAUUGUUUUACCCCAGCUGCAUAGACUAAGAGAAGAAUUGUUUUAUGCAUCCAUAUGGUUUUAAUACAUUCAGUAGGGGCAUCCUGUGCAUUUGUUUGACCUGUGGCUUCCGCACUGCUUUUAAGUCAUAUUGUCUCUGUAGGUCGGCAUGGAGUAGACAUACACAUUAUACACAUGUUAUUAAGCAUUCAUAACACAGCCAUUUAUGAAAGUGUGUUUUGUGGAUUUAGGUGUUAUCUUUUUGCACGUCUCUAUUGCAUGAUAUCCAAGUGAAUUAUUGAGGGGUGGGAAAUCAAAACAAACAGACAAGCAAACAUGAAAAAAUGUACAAAUUGUUCUGUGUCUUGUGUUGCUCUGAGACACAGUUCUGCAUGUGUCCUAAACGGAGCACUCUUUCUUUUUGUCACUUCAUUUCUUUUUCUCUGGUUUGUACUGCUUAUGUUUUUUCUCGGUCAGAUGGGUGUGUCUUGUAAAGGCCAAUACACAUAGGCCUAAGAACUGCAGUGUAACCAUGGGAACUGGAGUCAAUCAGGAAUUUAUGAAAGCGAGAGGAUUCCAGUUUACGACAAUGAAAUGUGUAUGUGUGAGACUCCAUCUCUCGGCCUCUAAUUUCAGGGGGAAAAUACCCAUGCAUGGUAAUGUCAUUUCAAUUCAGUUUUUUUGGCUAUAUUGUCAUAUUUUUUUCAUACGAGGAAUUGCAUUCAUUGGUUUUCAGACUUCUCUUGUUUCUCAGCUUGAUUCUCCUAACCCCACAUGUAAUUUAUGAAUGUAUUUACAUUUGCAUAAACUGAAACAAAAUGUUAUUUCAAUGUUAAAUGUCUUUUAGGUGUGAUGUUUACGGCGGAGGUUGUAAAGUUCAUGUAGCUCGAUCAUAUCUGUCAGUGUUAGGAAGGCCCAGAGCCACAUUAGCACCCAAGUUCAUUUCUCUCUUCCUGUCUGCUGAUGCAUCAAAUGCACUUUACUGAGCAUUAGGUCCCAUCACAAACACACACAGUGUAACCUUCUACUGGAUGCAAAACUGAACCAAGCAACCUGUUUUUAACAUGGGAAAACUUUGACAGAUAUAUUGUUGUUUUUCCUGUUGUGUUUUUUUAUUAUUUGCAUUCUUUGGUCUUUGUAAAUGAGUUGUACUUUUUUAAAGUGUGUUUAUUUUUGUAUUUUUGUUCAUUUCUGGGAGGAGAGGUCAGAAGGAGAAUGUAUGAUAGCUGUCCUGCAUUCCACUGUCUCUCCUACUACAUUCCCUUCUGUGAGUGUGUCAGAGAGCGCGAGUGAGAAAGUUUGCAUGGGUGUGUUUGUGAGUGUCUAGAUAAUGACACGCAGACACUAUUGUUACCAUUGUAAGUGCCAAUUGUGUGAAGCUGAACUGCUUUGAAAGGUGUUAUUUUUGAUUUUCAAAACUGUACGUUCUGUUCAGUUUAGAGGAAUGGAAAAUAAAUUGCAGUAAC